Exophiala xenobiotica is the source of this 1443-nucleotide messenger RNA. RefSeq lists its product as uncharacterized. The transcript has 2 exons. Gene Ontology annotation, biological process: transmembrane transport. The record is from RefSeq and is a predicted model, not a curated record. Lineage: Eukaryota; Fungi; Ascomycota; Eurotiomycetes; Chaetothyriales; Herpotrichiellaceae. Gene Ontology annotation, cellular component: membrane. Gene Ontology annotation, molecular function: transmembrane transporter activity. Bases 1 to 1443 code for a protein of 480 amino acids.
AUGGCGGCACGAGUGAACGCAGGCGCUGUGUCCAUGAAGAAAGAUUUCGACGAUGAAAAGCCAACAGCUGUUGUUGACGAGAGCGUUCAGGGAACUCUCGAACACCCCGCCGUCAAUGAGAAGAAACUGCUUCGUCGCAUUGAUCUCCAUAUCGUUACCUGGCUCUCCGUUCUGUACGCUUUGUCCUUGCUCGACAGGACCAAUAUUGGUUCCGCCAAAGUCGCCGGCAUGCAGACAGACCUCGAGCUGACCGGAAAUCGAUACUCGGUGGUGUCCUUGCUCAUAUUCCCGACUUACAUUUUGCUCGAGGUGCCCUCCAACAUGUUCAUUAGGAGGGUGAGCGUGAAGAAAUAUACCGCGUUCCUGAUCCUGUGCUGGGGUACCACCGCGAUGUGUUCGGGCUUUGUCAAUAACUGGAGACAACUAAUUGCCGUCAGAGUGCUGCUUGGCGCUUUCGAGGGUGCUUUUCAGCCAACCUGCUCGUACAUCAUUUCCUCUUGGUACAAGCGGUACGAAACACACCAGCGAAUAGCCAUUUGGUACAUGAGUGGCGCAUUCCUCAAUGGGUUCCAAGGGAUCCUUUCGUACGCUCUUAGUCUUAUGGAAGGCGUCGGCGGCCUUCGCGGAUGGCGUUGGAUUUUUAUCGUCCCAGGUUUCAUCACUGCUGCGAUGGCCGUGCCCAUCUAUUUUUUCAUCAGUGAAUUUCCGGAGAGAGCGAAAUGGUUGGCACCACAUGAGCUGCGCCAAAUCCAAGAACGUCUCCACGCCGACCGUGGUGAGGUCGAAGAGAAGAUGGACAUGCAUCGACUCCGCGCUGCCCUGGCCGACUGGAAAUGCUGGGCUCUGGCGUUCUUGCUGUUUUGGUCGACUGCCGGCUCGUACUCUCUAUCCUUUUUCCUGCCAUCUAUCCUCAAAGGGUUCGGAUUCAGCACAGCUCUCAGCCAGAUUUUGGUGACGCCUCCAAUGAUCCUCUCGGUAUUUUGCUCCUUGGCGACUGCGCUCUGGGCAGAUCACGUCCACCUCCGAUCACCAUUCAUUUUAGGCCAUAUGCUUUUGGUCAUUAUCGGCAUCGUACUCAUUGGCUGGGCCCAAAACCUAGGCCCCAGACUUGUGGGAGUCUUCCUGAUGACAAUUGGGAACAACUGUACCAUCCCUUCUGUUAUCGCCUUCUUGGUGAAUAACCUCCCAUCCUCCAGCAAGCGCCAGAUUGCUCUACCGCUGCAGGGCGGGUUCGCUGGGGUGGGAGGUAUUGCGGGUGCACUCAUUUUCCGAACUCAGGAUGCCCCAAAAUAUCUCUUUGGGCUGUAUAUGUCCAUUGGGUUUGCCUGCUGCUGUAUCUUGAUGAUCUCCUCAUUAGUCGCCUACUUUCACCGUGAGAAUUUGAAGGCCGACAGAGGAGAGAAAUUUCUCGAGGGCAUCGAAGGCUUCCGCUACACACUAUAG